Messenger RNA from Aphanomyces astaci, 2360 nucleotides. RefSeq lists its product as hypothetical. NCBI's taxonomy places the organism in Eukaryota, Oomycota, Saprolegniomycetes, Saprolegniales, Verrucalvaceae. The transcript has a single exon. Gene Ontology annotation, biological process: L-phenylalanine biosynthetic process. Gene Ontology annotation, molecular function: prephenate dehydratase activity; pyridoxal phosphate binding. Bases 70 to 2223 code for a protein of 717 amino acids. The record is from RefSeq and is a predicted model, not a curated record.
CGAUGUGGAUCUGACGACGUGGCCCCACAAUCCAAAACUCAAUAGAUCAGUCACAUCACACACAUCACGAUGGCGGCAGCUCCCCUGAAACUCGCCUACCAAGGCGUCCCUGGCGCAUACUCUGAGAAAGCGGUGCACCAACUUCUCGGUGCCAACGCGGCCACGACCACCGGCCACGCCACGUUCGAGAGCGCCGUCGCGUCCGUCCGCAGCGGUGCCGCCGACUACGCGCUAGUCCCUAUCGAAAACACCCUCGGUGGCACCAUCCACGUCAACUACGACCUGAUUUUGCGCUACAAGCUUCACAUUGUCGCGGAAACUCAUCUGCGUGUCAACCACCACUUGCUCGGGCUGCCGGGCUCGUCGAAAGCGGCGAUUAAGACCGUCAUCUCGCACCCGCAAGCGUUGGCCCAAUGCGAUCAAUACAUCCGCAACCUCGGCGCCGUCGCGCGGGACGAAGAAGACACGGCCGGGUCCGCCAAGCUCCUCGCGGCGCACCCCGACUGGACCACCACCGCCGCGAUCGCGAGCGACCUGGCUGCGUCUCUGUACGGCCUCGUCGUCCUCGACAGCAGCAUCGAAGACGAAUCCAACAACUACACGCGCUUCUUGCUCUUGUCCGCGUCGCCUGCGUCCGUCACGGGCACUUCCACCGUCAAGGCCACCAUUGCGUUCGCCUCCGCCGGCGGCGCGUCGUCCUUGCCCCGCGCUCUCGCCACGUUCUCGGCGGUUCAAUUGACCAAGCUUGAAUCCCGUCCGUUUGGCCCCGUCGCCAACCAAUCGUUGAACGCCGGUGUGUCGGGCGACAAGUACAAGUAUGUGUUUUACGCUGACGUCACGGGCACUUCGGCCGCCAUUCUGUCGGCGGUGGCGGCGUUGAAGGCACUGGAAGCCACGGACGCCCUCGUGCUGGGUACGUACCCGGUGGACGGCGCGCUAGCCGACUCGAUCCACGUGCCAACGCCGCCUUCGCCCCCCGCCAAGGGCCUCAACCCCCUCCUCAACAAGCUCGCGCCGUCCAAGACCAAUCAGAUCCACGGCCUCACCAAGCAGCUGGAAGCCCAAGGCCAGACGGUGUACUCGCUGUGCGUCGGUGAGCCCGACUUCAACCCCCACGCGGCGAUUAUCACCAAGGCCCAGCAAGCGCUCGCCGACGGCUUCGUCAAGUACACGGAAGUUCCUGGCAUGAUUGCGCUGCGUCGCGGCAUCGCGCGCUACUUGGAGCGCGCCAAGGGCGUCAAGUACGACGCCGCGUCCGAGAUCCUCGUGUCCAGCGGCGCCAAGCAGAGCGUGUUCCAGGCGCUGCUAGUGUCCUGCACACCCGGCGACAAGGUGCUCAUUCCUGCGCCGUAUUGGGUCAGCUACCCCGACAUGGCCAAGCUGGCCGGCGCCGUGCCCGUGACCCUCCCCACGACGCUGGCCAACUCGUACCUGAUUGAACCGGCGGUGCUGCGCGCGUCGCUGGUCGCCAACCCCACGACCCGCGUGCUCAUCCUGUGCAACCCCAGCAACCCCGCGGGCGUCCUCCACGGCCCCGACCUGCUCGCAGAGAUCGCCCUCGUGCUCCAAGACUUCCCCAACGUGCUCGUCCUAGCCGACGAAAUCUACGAGCAGCUCGUGUUCCAAGACGACGGCACGCCCACACGCCGCCACGUCAGCGUCGCGUCGCUGCCCAACAUGCGCCAUCGUACACUCAUCAUCAACGGAUUCUCUAAGAGCCACGCCAUGACCGGAUUGCGCAUCGGGUACAUGGCCGCGCCCAAGGAAUUCACGGCCGCCGCUUCCAAGAUUCAGAGCCAAAUCACGUCGUGCCCAAGCUCGAUCGGUCAAGUGGCGGCGAUCGCCGCGCUGGAGCUCGAAGAAGCGUCACCGACGCCGUUGAUUGCCGGCACCCUGGCCAACAUGGACGAGAAGCGCAAGUACGUGUGCGGCCGCCUGAAUGCGAUGGCGCAUGUGCAGUACGCGUACCCCACGGGCGCGUUCUACGUGUUCAUUGAGCUUCCGCACUACAUUGGCACGGGCUUCAAAACCCCCGCCGGCGUUGCCAUCGACACGGAUGAGGCGUUCACGACCUACUUGCUCGGGUCGUUCCAUACUGCGAUCGUGCCCGGGUCCGCGUUUGGCAUUGAAAAGGCCGUGCGACUGUCGUAUGCGACAUCGUUGGAGAUCUUGGGCCAUUCCCUUGACGCGUUCGAAAACAGCUUGAAGUCGCUCGUGCGCUAAGUUAAUAAGAAGCUCACUACAUCAAUCAUAUAGUACGUAGUACAUAGUAUUUGUACGUAUGUAGUACAGCCACAAUUACGAGAAUCACAACCGAAUCGUCGGAAUUAUAUAAUCAUCAAUCCAAGGUACAUAGUAGC